Prorocentrum cordatum is the source of this 1311-nucleotide messenger RNA. The record is from the annotation of a GenBank genome assembly. Lineage: Eukaryota; Dinophyceae; Prorocentrales; Prorocentraceae.
AUGGAGGCUGGCAGCAUGGAGGUCGGCGUGGAGGAGGCCCGGCCGCGCAGCAUGGAGGUCGGCGGGGAGCACGCCGCGGCCGCUUGCGGGGGCCCGGCGCCCUGUGCCCCUGCGCCUGCUGCAGGCGCCGCCCCGGCAUGCCCGGCGCCGCCCGGCCGCUCCCCGCCGGGCCUCGCCAGCGGCCGCCCUCCCCCCGCGCCCCGGCCGCCGCUGUUCCCCGGGGCGGCGCAGGGCGCAGUGCCGGCGGCCGCGCCUGCGGUGCCUCCGCCAGGGCUUUCGAACAUCAAGCUGCUGCUUGCGCACGAGAGCGGCGUGUCGGAGGGCCCGACUGAGUCGUCGAUCAACGCUCUCGACACGGAGGACGACGACUUCCAGACCGCCAACUUCGAGAGGUUCUACGAGCAGAUGGCCGCCAAGGCCCACCUGCGGACGGACCUCGGCCCGGGCGGCACCCAGAACCUGAUGCUGUCGCUCGCGCGGAGCUACCGCCGCCUGUCCAAGGACAAGCGGCGGCGCGGCCUGCGGGCCCUGCAGAGCCUCGCGGCCCAGGGCUCCACCCUGGACAACGGCACGGCGACGGGCUCCAAUCCCGGGUUCAAGCGCAUCGAGCCCACGCCGGGGUGGUCGAGCAACACCGAGGACAGCGGCUACGAGGGCGGCUACGAGACCGACGCGGAGGAGAGCGAGAUGAGCGAGUGGGAGGGGGUCAACAGCAGGCGCCAGGGGCACAAGCGCAAGCUCGACGCGCUGGUGCACCUCACCAUGCAGCUGGGCCUGUCGGGGCCGGCUCGCAGCAGCGCCGACUCCAGCCCCCGCUUGGAGAUGCCACCGCCAACCAAGACGCCACGAGCGCAGACGCCACGGGCGCGGGGAACGCAGGCGGUGGGCGUCCGGCUCGAGCUGCAGGGCCCCCGGCGGGCGGGGAGCUCCGCCGGCAGCGCCGCCGCCCCGGGCGCCGCCGCCUCCUCGGGGGCCCCGGCGCUCGCGGGCGACGGGCCGCCACGAGGCAGCACGGACGCGCCGCAGGCGCGCUGGGCGGCCGGCCCAGGCGGCCCGACCUUCCCGAGGCUGGCCGGCUGCACCGGCGCGCCCGACGCCCCGCUGGCGCUGGGCAGCGGCCUGCCGGGAGUGCUGCCUGGCGCCCCGCCGUGGGUGGCCACAGGAAACCUCGGCGGCUUCGAGGGCCCGGGACAGGACCCCCCGGCCCUGGACGUCGCGAUGCCCACCGCGCUCCCGGCCCUGGACGCCUCCACUGCCCCCGCCCGCGCGGUCGGCCGAGCAGGCGGCGCAGACAGCAUGGACGUGGGGUGA